UUCUUGUCGUUACAAAUGAUAACGGAGUAAUGACGAGUUAGCCCUUUGAGUAAAAUGACAACAGCAGCCAUAUAAUUUAAACUGCAUACCAUAUCUACUGUGUCAAACGCCUUUAAGCAAUCGUUGGGAACACACUGCAUUUCUUUUUGGUACUCGGCGAAAUGUUGACUUUUUUGUUGUCAACGGUGCUACUUUUUGGGCUGGCGGAAGGAUUUUGUUUUAUGGGUGGUAGCCCGCCGGAACCGCGUGACAGCGAUCGAGGUCCACGCGCAUGCUCCCUAGAUAAUCGCGUGUUUGGGUCCGGAACGACGUUACGGCUCCCUGCUCCAUAUUGUAUGUUGUGCAGCUGUUCUAAUGGAUUCUACGAAUGCUGCGGGUACGGUGUGAAUGGCGGCCCUGUUGGGAUCGAAGGAUGCACGGCAGUAAGGCGACCAGGCUCAUGUGACCUUGAGUUUGUCGACGCCACGGAUCCUUCAAGACCGUGUGCUUCCUUUGAAAAUAACAUCCGCAAGUAAGGUUGCUUCCGGGAAAAAGAUGUCUCAAAGACACUACGUCAAUGGAGUCGAUCAAAGAUAAUAAUUAAACAAAAUAUUAAAAUAAUAUGUUUGUCAUUAUUUUAUUAUUGUUUGGAUAUUCUUUAGGAGGUAUAUAGACGAAUUCAUAUCCAAUAACAAA
Molecule: messenger RNA, 675 nt
Organism: Mya arenaria
Lineage: Eukaryota; Metazoa; Mollusca; Bivalvia; Myida; Myidae
Exons: 3
Coding region: 162-515 (117 amino acids)
Source: RefSeq, a predicted model, not a curated record